Molecule: messenger RNA, 1507 nt
Organism: Cuscuta campestris
Lineage: Eukaryota; Viridiplantae; Streptophyta; Magnoliopsida; Solanales; Convolvulaceae
Source: the annotation of a GenBank genome assembly
CGCUAGAUUCAGCAUGUCUGAGUCGAAACGAGGAAGUUUGCCUAUGGCCUAAGGCACGAGUCUUUCCAAGACUCAGGGUGCUUCCACUCCGGAGGAAGUAGAACGCAUGAGAAAUGUUCCUUAUGCGUCGGCCAUUGGAUCCAUCAUGUAUGCGAUGGUAUGUACGAGACCUGAUGUCGCCUUUGCUCUGAGUGUCACGAGUAGAUACCAGUCUAACCCUGGCGAAAGCCAUUGGACGGCUGUGAAGAACAUCCUUAAAUACUUCCGUAGGACUAAGGAUGCCUUCCUGGUAUAUGGCGGAAAAGAAGAGAUCAGUAUUGUUGGAUAUACUAAUGCCAGCUUCCAAACUGAUAGAGAUGACUUCAAGUCGCAGGCAUGGUAUGUGUUUUGUUUGAAUGGCGGAGCUGUUACCUGGAAGGGUUACAAGCAAGAUACUACCGUUGAUUCCACUACAGAAGCAGAGUACAUGGCUGCAGCCGAGGCAGCCAAGGAAGGUGUGUGGCUCAAGAAUUUUAUUACCGAGCUUGGAGUGGUUCCUAGCAUCAAGAACCCUAUACCGUUGUUUUGCGACAACAAUGGGGCAAUUGUACAAGCGAAAGAACCUCGGUCUCAUCAGAAGACCAAACACAUCGUUAGACGUUAUCACAUCAUACGAGAAAUCGUUGCACGUGGGGACGUUGAGAUUUGCAAGAUAGGUACAGACGACAAUAUCGCGGAUCCGUUGACGAAGGCUUUGGGAAAGCCUAAACACGAGAGUCAUACGUGGUCCAUGGGCAUUCGAGAAAUGCUUGAUUCGCCUUAGGGCAAGUGGGAGAUUGUUGUAUUUAGGUGCCCUAGCGGCAAUCAAAUACCUAUGUAACUGUACACUUUAUCAUGAAUGAAAGGCCUUGAAAGCGUGUGUGUGCGUGCGGACAGAACAGAGCAAAACAAAGGAAAGAAAUACAGAGCCUAAUCUUCCAAACUCAAUCCCCAAUUCCAAUUCGAUUAAAUCAAGAGUCAACAACCAUACUCACAAAUCCAUCUUCGAUUAAGGAAUAACAUAUUAAAGGAUAUUAAUCUCCAAAUUAAAUUCUAACAAGAGAUAAACCACGUAAUCAAUCAUACAAAACUACGAACGUGAAUUUCAAAUCUAUAUACAUAAUCUAGCGUUAGAUGUGCAAGUUCUGACCUCGAUUAAUUGACGAAUUAAACAAAACAAUUCAACGGACAAGGAAGUCGAAUUGGCAGACGGUGGCGGGGCUGUUUUCCGGCAAGGGCAAAGCAGCGACGUCGAUCGGCUUCCCGGUGACGGCGAAGCAGCAACGCUGGAGCGGCGGCGGAACAAGGAGAGAGCGGCGGUGAACCGGCGUCAUAGAGGCGGCAGAACUGCUCCUCCUCCGCUGCCCGGCUCUGUUAUCGUGUUCCUGCUCUGUUAUUUAUUGUUUCUCUUUUUUUCUUCUUGCACGGCUGUUCUGUUCUUUCUUGCAUUCUCCGUUUGUGCGUUUAGAUAUAAAUUGGGGGUGGGAUG